This is a messenger RNA of Desarmillaria tabescens, 2205 nucleotides long. RefSeq lists its product as uncharacterized. Lineage: Eukaryota; Fungi; Basidiomycota; Agaricomycetes; Agaricales; Physalacriaceae. The transcript is spliced from 11 exons. The record is from RefSeq and is a predicted model, not a curated record. Bases 310 to 2094 code for a protein of 594 amino acids.
CUGAGUGGCAACGUCACAGCGUUUCUCGCGAUCGAUUCUCCUUGUUUGGAACCUAACCAUCACCAUCCACUACAACAACUUUCGAACGACGCGUCUAACAUGCCUUCAAAGCGCUCUAAAAUGUCGAAUGCUGAAGAGCCAAAGGAGGACAAGGAGAAGCGCCGCCCACAGAGAGCGAGAGGUCGUCGUGGUAAACUACAAGGAUUAAUGGAUAUGCCACUGGACAUCUGACUUGAGAUUUUUGAGGUUCUACACCCACUGGAUCUACUACAUCUCGCUCGUUCGACCAAGCUUUUGCGCUCAAUACUGAUGAAGCGGUCUUCAUCUACCAUCUGGAAGAACGCUCGACUUUUAUCAGACUUCCCCGAGCCGAUGCCUGGGUUCUCCGAGCCGGCGUGGGUCAGUCUUCUCUUUGAACCUAACUGUCAUUUCUGUGUCAAAGGUACUGUGCAUACAGUCGAUUUCACAUUUCGAGUGCGCGUAUGUGGCAAAUGUAUUCAACAACAAUUCAUGUCUCACCAAGAGGUUCUACCGUACGACGUCAUCUUUACCUCAGAGGGCGAGACCAUCGGCGACAUUCUGGACUGUCUGCCUACUCGAUGUUCAUCUCGAAAGCCAUUUCAGGGUCAAGAUAUAUGCCUACGCCGAGAAUAUGAACAAGUGAAAGCACACUACCUUUCUCUCAAGUCUGACCAGCGCAAAACGUACCGUGAAGAACGAAAAACAUUCAUUGAGGAGAUAGAGAAGCAUGUCAAAAUCGGUGAAGCAUGGCACAAGAGGAGGGCCCGUAGUCGAGAGGAAGAGCUAGACCAGUUGCGGGCGGAUAGGGCGACUGCUAUAACCAAGAAGCUCGUCGACCUUGGCUAUGAGAAAGACCUCGAAAGCAUCAAAGCGCCUGAUUCUUUUCAAGACCAUCGUCUUGUCAAACAACCUCGCGCUUUGACUGAAAAAGGCUGGCACAACAUCCGUCAAGAUAUGAUCCAGUUCAUGGAGAAGAUGCGAAGCAAACGCCUUGCUCGUGAACAUACUGCUCUGAUCCAUUCUCGAAAAGCCAUUGCAGCUUCUCUUUUUAGAACAUACAUAUUAUCCCCCUCUGGCACGCCUUACACCACCGUCCUCCCUAGCAUCGUCGACUUUUACAACUUCGGCCCGGUCAAGGAGCUCCUUGACCUUCCGGAUGAGACUAUCGUCGAAGAACACAGUUUUGCACCAGUCAUACCCCAGAUUGAUGCGUUCUGCCAGGCCUGGCGUGAGCGUAUUCACAACGAGCUCAUUCAAUUUGUAGGGCAUCCAGAUCCCCCUUCACUUCAGACUAUGGAGCAAAAAGUUGCCUUCCUCAAGCUCGCCCGUAAUGUGUACUCCUGCGGUUCGCAUUGUGGGGGUGCAUCCUGGAUCUGCGUUGCUGCAGAAUCAAAACUUUAUUAUCCGCAAGUUCUGGCACAUCAAUGUAGCGUGACAGAGUUAGAUGUGCAUCAGGACGACCCUCCAGACCAGGCUAUCUCUUUACCACCCCUGAGAAGAUGUGCGUGGACUGCUAGGCACUUGUCACUGCAUAACAAGGCUAGUGUUGUUGUAUCCGCCUUAAUUACAGCAUUGGAUCGGGACCCCAAGCAGACAACGGUCGAUGAUAUGGAUAACCUGGAGCAGUUCUAUCAAUGCAAUCUAUGUGAACGAAACGGGUUCUUCUUCGUCUCGCAUACGGUUUUAUAUGGUUGGCGUGCUUUUGUAAAACAUUUCUGCAAUGAGCAUGCGUUUCACGUGGAUAAUGGCGUCCUGACUUUGACACCUGACAAAGAUUUUGAAGUAAUGCCGAUUGAAAGUAUCGACCCGAAACAUAUGGACACCUACGAACAGAUGAUGGAUCAUCGCGACCUCCGUUGGCGUUGUCUUCGGUGCAGAGAUUUGUCCUCUGAGAUCGAAACAUGCAAUUUUCAGAGGCUCAAGGCACACUAUCGUUACCAACAUGUGGGAGUCGAUCCCGAGACGCUUGUCAUCAACAGGGAUUACUACGAAGAGUUUGGUGUCCCGCCUCGCGUGGCGUCCACCGAGAUUCGAACUUUGAACUCCGAACCAGAUAGUGUAGCUUUCUGGUAGUGUCGCAGUCAGCAUAAGCCAAAGUCUUUGUACGAGGAAGUCAACCUUAGCUUUUAGGUGUUUAGUUAUGGUUUAGUAAUAUCAGGCUAUAACAUUUUCAUUUCUGAGACA